Molecule: messenger RNA, 636 nt
Organism: Rubroshorea leprosula
Lineage: Eukaryota; Viridiplantae; Streptophyta; Magnoliopsida; Malvales; Dipterocarpaceae
Source: the annotation of a GenBank genome assembly
CCGCGCGUACGCUGGCCCCCUCUGCCACAAAUUAUGACGUAGGCUCUUCCACUUGGGAAGACCUUAGGCAAGUGCACCUCCGAAGUGCAAUGGAGGCCACUUCCCUAGGCCAUGAGUCUUAUUGAUCACCCAUUGACCCCGUCCAGGAAUCCGAAAAAUAUCUAAGUAUAACAUGCAGAGUAACCAGAAGGCGUUUCUUGAACUGAUGCGCCUAAUCUGCAGCAUACCUGGUCAGCUAUGUCUCCAGGCACAAAUAGCUUCAUUUCAAUUGGUAGGGGCCGCGCGAACGCAGGCCCCCUCUGCCACAAAUUAUGACGUAGGCUCUUCCGCUUGGGAAGACCUUAGGCAAGUGCACCUCCCAAGUGCAAUGAAGACCACUUCCCUAGGCCAUGGACCUUGUUGAUCACCCAUUGACCCCGUCCAGGUAAGUAUGUUUAAAUGUCGAGCUAGGCUUGUCCUUUAUCGUCCACAUUAGCUUUCCUCUUUUCUCAUUUGUCAGUGUGGGACGCAUCUAUCCAUUUUCAGAGUAGUACUAGUUCUCUAAAUCUCAUAGCACUCCCUUAUAAGGCGUCAAAACCACCUCUAAUCUCUCCACUUUGAACAUUAUACUGAGAUAAAUACAACAUAUCUAACUUU